GUUAGCACCUGCACAUUAUGCUCUGUGUGUGUCAGUGUGUUUGAGAGAGAGAGAGAGAGAGAGAGACUCCCUCCCCUUGUUCUCUCUCCAGCUCCACUUCCAGCUGUUGCUGCAUUCCUCCAAACGUCGCAGUUGGCUGAAGGCCGCCGGCUUUUUACGUUUGUGUACGUUUGGAGCGUGUGUGCGUUUGUAUGUGCCGGUGUGUGUGAAUGUGACAGAUGAUUUAAAGUAUCUCCUAGGCAAUCCACAGGUUGCUCAUGCUGCACAGGGAAUGUUUUCGCUGUCAAGAAAGAGACUGUGAUCACAGCAAAGGCAGCAGUGACAGAAUAUUUUCGGGAUCUUGGAGCAGUUGCGUAAUUGCGUCCUUUUCUGCACAAUGACACAAGUGGCCUGUCCCGCUUCAAUAAUGGACUCUGAGAUGAUGUUCCAACCUGAGUCAGAUCAGAUGUCACCAGUUGAACCCAAAUCUCCACCUCUGGACCUAAUUGACACAGGGAAGGGGCUGAAGGUCCAGACAGCCACGCCUCAUCUGGUGAGCCUGGGCAGCGGGAGGCUCAGUGUAGCAAUCACCUUGCUGCCACUAAAAGAAGGGGUGACCCGCAUAGGCCGAGAAGAUGCUCCUAUUCCUCAAGAUAUCACUAUCCAGGGUUCUGGCAUCGAGGCAGAGCACUGUGUCAUCAUUAAUGAAGGAGGGGUGGUGACCCUGGACCCCUGUGGUCACCUCUGCAGUCUGGAUGGAGUACAGGUCACUGUGCCCACACCACUCACACAGGGUUAUUCCUUGUGUCUGGGUAAGUCCUAUUUCUUCCGGUUCAACCAUCCUGAGGAGGCAAGCAGAAUGAAGAGCAUGCUUCCACAAAAGAGCCCUGUGUCAGCUUUAGCCUAUAACACAGACUACCUAAAGUUCAGCAGUGACUAUAGCCAUGCGGUGGUGGGCGGCAGCAGCAGUUCUAGGGGCAUGCGAUCUGCCUCCGAGCUCCAGGACUUGAUGGACACCCUGCAGCGCAAGAAGAUUGCCCUGGAGAACAGCCUGAGAGCCAACGGGAAUGCAAACUCCUCCUACUUCAGCGUGACACAGUCUCCUCCCACCACACCUAUCACAAGUCCUGCUACAUCCUCAUCAGCCUAUCAGGACCAGGCAAGGCGUUUCUAUGGCUCAGAUCGUGCGCCAUUGUCUUUGAAAUCUGGACGACGAUCCGACCCUUCUUCUUCAGUCAGUCGCAACAAAGACAAGUUCGGCAUUGGCGAUAGCCGGCGGCUACAAAACCUGGGCUCAGCUUCUUUACUGUCCACAUGGAAUGGCGGAGGCUCUUCCGUUUCUGUUGAUGGUAGCAAUAGCUUACUCCUCUCUCUUCCUCCUCCCUCCUCCUCAUCUCGCACUCCAUCAACAGGAGGUGCAGCCAGCAUGCCAUCAAGCCCCCGUCUUGGCCGCCGUAGCAAUGGCAACCAAGAGCCAUCGCCCAGCAAUAGAACCAGGAAAUACUCAGCAGGCUCGCUAAGUGGGAUGAUGGGAGGAGGGCACAGUCGCUCGCUGCCACGCCUCUGCCCCUCCCAAUCUCCCCAUCAAAACAACAACGGAGUCCUGACCUUGUCAACGCUGCCGCCACGGCGAUCUGAUGUUGCUGGCAGUUACAAAUUUAGCAAAGACCAUUACAACAACAGCCAGAAUGCCAGCCCUGACCUCAACUAUAACUCUAGUAACUCCAGCCAGCUUUCCUCCAACAGGAAUCAAAUGCAGACCAAAAAACAGGGAGAAAGUGUUGUGUCAAUCUCCCUCUCCUCCCCUAAGAUUUUGCCCUCAGUUACUCCCUCUACCUCUUCCACAGCCGCCCCACCUGAUGUGACCAUCCCAUCCAGGACGGGGGGCUCCUCUUCUCCUCGUGUGGCCAAAAAACUUAGCCUGACCUCCACUAGCUCUGUGGGCUCCAUCAGCUCCACGAGCUCCAGCCCACCAGAGUUGCAACGGCUGGCUAGCCGUGGAGUCUCCCCAGGAGAAGGCCUGUCUUUGGGGGAGAGGGAGAGGCGAGGGGUAGCCGCUGGUGCCCUGGGACUUGGACUUGGAGAGAGGAGAUCUUCAUUUGGGAAGGCAGGGCUGGAACCUGGGAUGGGGCUGGGCGAGAGGAGGCAGUCAUUUGGAAAGGCAGGAGUGACCCCACCUGGAGGUUUCAGGGAAAGAAGGGGGAGUAUCAGCUCACUGAGUGGGAAGGAGGAAUUGACCGACUACCACCAGCACCAAAAAGAGGAAAGACUCCGUGAGCAGGAGGUGGAGAGACUGGAGCGACAGCGGCUAGAGACCAUCUUGUCUCUGUGUUCGGAGCUGGGCUGGUCUGAGAAAGAUGGAGGUGGCACAGCUACAGGUCCCACUUCAGCUGCGGUGGAUCUCCAUAAGAUCAACCAGGAGCUUCAGAAGCUUCAACUGAACGACGACGACGAUGACGACACACCUUCGGUCUUUUCCGACUCUUCAGCUGUUAAUGGAGCGACGGGGAAUGGACACAUGCUCUCCCCUGGAUCAGAGAAUGGUUACUACGAUGAUGAUCUACAGGCACGACGGAGGCGCAGCAGUGGUCACCGAGACAACAGGGCCGAAUCACCCGCUAUCAGUCUGCGAAGCUUCGCCCCCUCGCCUUCUCCACGCACACAGAGGACCAAUGAGGCUCUAGAAGAUGCAGCCCGUCGCCGCGGACAGGAAGCAAGGCCUUCAGAGCAGGAAGUGAGGCGUGCUGAAGAGGAGAGGAUCCAGGUGCUGAACAACAUGGAGGAGCUGGAGCAUAAGAUCAAAGAGCUGGACAACCAAAUGGAGGAAUCUGCCCAAGAGGUGGAGCUAGAGCGAGCUCUGGUGGAGGCUGAGCAGGAGUCAGAAGUAGCUGCUCUCCAGCAGGAAAAAGAUGCUCUGGAAGCACUUCGCAACAAGAUGGCUGACCUAGAGACCAAGUCCCAGCGGGAAAAAGAAAAGGCGUGCGAGUUGCUACAGGCAGAAAAGGGCAGAGUAGAGAGGUUGGCUCAGAUUGUGUGUGAGCAGCGCUCCCAGCUGGACAGCUGCCCUGAGGCCACCAAGGAGCCCCUGCAGGAGCAGCUGGCCAGGGACUGUGAGGUGCUCGAUGCAGAGUCAAAGCGUUUUGAGGACCUGGAGUUCCAGCAACUGGAAAGAGAGAGCAGGCAGGAUGAGGAGAAGGAGACCCAUACGCAACAGCUUCUCCGGGAGAUUGCAGACUACCAGCGGAGCACUGUCACUCGCAAGGAGCGACUGUUAACUCUAAAGAAGCAGGCAGCACAGAUUACCCAGCAGGCUCAGCGAGAGAAGGAGAGCUUCUUGAAGGAGAGGAGCACCCUCGAAGCAAUGCUGCAAAGGGAGAAAGAAAACCUCAUCAUGCUGGAAAGGAAAUAUGCUGACCUCACUGGUGGCCGAGAUUUCACUCUAAGAGAGGGCUAUGUCACAGUCAGUGAAAUCAAUGAGCUUUACUCACAGCUUGGGGGAGACCCUAAGCCCGCCCCCACUCUGGCCAAUAUCUCUCCUGAGUCCGAGGCAAACCCCUCCCGUGGCGACGACACCCCCAAACCACCGGAGGACGAGCAUUUCCGAUUGCUGGAAGAGAGGAAAAGGUCUGAGAGAGAAGGUGGCUUCCAUCUAAGUGACACAUUACCCAGGAAGAAAACCACACCCAUCAUGACCCCCCAGUUCACGUGUGCAACACUGGGGCGCAGCUUCCCUACCAAGUCCCAUCAUCCCCUGGUACAGAGCACAAGUUGUGGCAGCAUUCUCCCAAGAAUGUUCUCCUUUUCCAACAAGGAAACUGAAUCUCGACGUCUGCAUAAAGGUCAGCCUGGCUCCCGAGCAGCUUCCCAGACCAACGUCUACCUCGAUGCCUUCGGGUACCGUGACAACCAGGCCUUUGACACAAUGAGUGUGGAUAGUACCGACUCCAUUGAAACCAGCAUCUCUGCUUGCUCACCUGAUAAUGUCUCCAGUGCCAGUACUUCAAAUAUGGCCAAGUUAGAGGAGAUGGAGCGUCUGCUGAGAGAAGCCCAGGCAGAGAAGAGCCGCCUCCUUGAACACAAGGAGCAAGAGAUGGAAGUGCGAAAUCAGGCGCUGGAUGAGGAGAGAAAAAGAAGGGAGGACCUGGAGAAAAGGCUACAGGAGGAGACGAGCAGACGCCAGAAACUCAUCGACCGGGAGGUGAAACUGCGGGAGAAACAGCGGGCACAGUCUCGGCCGCUAACACGGUACCUGCCGGUGCGAAAGGACGAUUUUGACUUGCGGGCUCACAUUGAGUCGGCGGGCCACAGCCCAGACACGUGCUUCCACUUAUCCAUCUCUGAAAAGACCUGCCGUGGCUACUUGAUUAAAAUGGGAGGCAAAAUCAAAACCUGGAAGAAACGCUGGUUCGUCUUUGAUCGUAACCGACGCACGCUCUCCUACUAUUCAGACAAGCAUGAAGCCAAGCUGAAAGGAGUCAUCUACUUCCAAGCUAUUGAAGAAGUGUAUUAUGAUCACUUAAAGAAUGCACAUAAGAGCCCAAACCCCUCGCUGACCUUCAGUGUAAAGACUCAUGACAGAGUCUACUACAUGGUUGCUCCCUCUCCUGAGGCCAUGAGGAUCUGGAUGGAUGUGAUUGUCACGGGCGCUGAGGGCUAUACGCAGUUCAUGGUGUAGUGAAGGAGCGGGACACGCCAACGGGCUACGACUCUUUGUGGCUUUAAGGACUACGUUUUCUAUUCUUUUAUUUUUUUUUUUUUAUCCUUGGAUUUUUACUUGUCCGGAUGGAUGUUAUUGUCAUCUAUGCUGAAAAAUGAACACCGUUUCUGUUGUGUAGAGACAGCAGCAUGAGUUUCUCAAGGUAAUUUUGCAAGGGUUUAUUUGCCUUAUUUGCAAGAUGGGGAGGGUUUACAGUCGUAUGUUGAGCAUUCAUGUGAAAUUGUAGACAUAUACCAGAUAAUAAUUUGAAAAUUGUUAGGCAAUCGGGUUCAAUCCCAGAGACGUAAUGACGUUCAGGAGAACUGAAAUGUGCUAUGGUGCACCACUGUGCCUUGGAGUGAGUUCAGGCAUACCUCAAGGUUUUGCUAAACUGUAAAAGACAUGCAUGUUAAAAAUACAGUAUAUUUGAUUUGAGCUGUUACAACCAUAGACUGUAAAAAAUAGUCUGAUUACAACCCAUUUUCUUCAGAGACGAGCAGACUGGUACUCAACAGCUCCUUUCUAGCUAUAAGAAGCUUUUUACAGAGGAUUUUGUUUUAGAUACUAUUGGAAGAAUUGAUGUGGAGAGAACCAGUUUGAGCUCUAUAUUAUGCCAUUAUCAACGUGUUAUCAUUAACAUCAACUAGGAAUACAUAAGUUGUGUUUAGAAAUGCCUAAACAAUUGUAACAUGUCAUGGAAGAACUUGUAGCCAAUUUUUGCGAUGGCUGUAUUCAUUUCUAGACUGUUUCAAGUGUGUUCAAUCACUUUUUACACAAUACAUUUUGGCUAGUAAAAUUAGUUGCAAAUGUAUUUUUAAUUUUCAACAUUUUUUCAUCUUGAUUUUAAUUUUAUGUAUGAUUACUGGGGCAUUCUGAGGUCUUAACUGUGUGAAUGGAUGUGCAUGCAUGUAUCAUGUGAUCAUGUGCUAAGAAGUGCCUGUUUUGUGUGGAUACUCUAUGUACACCUAUAUUUACUGCAAACUUGUAAUGUAGCUCCAUGGUGCUAUUCUUACACAUCAUGAGUCAUUUCAAAAAAAAUAUAAUAAAAAAAAAGUAUUACUGUGCUGGGUUUACAAUUAGGGCUGCGUAUUGGCAAGAAUCUUGUGAUACGAUACAUAUCACGAUACAUGGGGCACAAUUCAAUAUAUUGCAAUAUAUUUCAAUACUGUG
Perca flavescens (yellow perch) is the source of this 5845-nucleotide messenger RNA. RefSeq names its product pleckstrin homology-like domain, family B, member 2b (gene phldb2b). The coding region runs from base 377 to 4654 and encodes 1425 amino acids. The transcript has 24 exons. Gene Ontology annotation, cellular component: basal cortex. Gene Ontology annotation, biological process: regulation of microtubule cytoskeleton organization. Gene Ontology annotation, molecular function: protein binding. NCBI's taxonomy places the organism in Eukaryota, Metazoa, Chordata, Actinopteri, Perciformes, Percidae. The record is from RefSeq and is a predicted model, not a curated record.